AUGUCACUGGGUGUGUUCUUCCUAAUCCUGAGCUAUGCGUUUCAGGAAACCGAGCUGAGCAGCCUGCAGGCGGACAAACUGCUGCCGCAGCGCCGCCUGGUGUCCUCUGAGGGCCAGGAGGUUCAAACUGAGGCCCGGGAGCCUUCAGGGGCCGCGAUGAGUCACUAUAAAGUUCAUAAAUGCACAUUUUCAUCACAUCUUACCGAGACUCAGCGUGAGAAAAGAAGAAGUGAGAGCUGGUGGGUUCAUCCUGCCUCCACGCCAGACUCUCCUCCUGCACGUUGCUCCCUCCGCGGCCUCCGGGCGGGGCUUCACACCCGCUAUAAGAGCGCAGGAGGUCCGGGAGGCUGCAGGGAGAAGCUCCUGCUGCGACCCUCCGUUUCUCCAGCCCUCAUCUGCUGCCUCCUACCGGGACUCCGCCCUCCUCCACCGGGACCUCCGCCCUCCUCCACCGGGACCUCUGCCCCCCCUCCACCGGGACCUCCGCCCUCCUCCACCGGGACCAGCACCAUGGAGAGCUCCGGGACGCUCCGCGGGCUGCUGCUGCUGCUCGGCCUGCUGUCGGCUGUGUGUCACGGGCAGGUUUCUCAGGAGGUUUCCGAGGAGUUUGGAGAAGAUAAAGCAGAAGCAGCUGCAGACAGAGACCUGAUUGAAGCGCUGGAGGCUCUGCUGGGCCGGGCGCAGAACCGACUUCCCUCCACGGAGAAGAGAGGCAGCAUCCCUCUGUGCGGGAUGGGCGACCGCUGUGCCAUGAAGUUCGGGCCUCGCAUCGGGAAGCUCUGCGACUGCGGAAGAGGAGCAAACUGCAACUCCUACCUGCUCAAAUGCAUCUGA
Stegastes partitus (bicolor damselfish) is the source of this 834-nucleotide messenger RNA. The record is from RefSeq and is a predicted model, not a curated record. Lineage: Eukaryota; Metazoa; Chordata; Actinopteri; Pomacentridae.